Pygocentrus nattereri (red-bellied piranha) is the source of this 2677-nucleotide messenger RNA. Its product is annotated as complement C1q-like protein 4. Gene Ontology annotation, molecular function: protein binding. Bases 924 to 1583 code for a protein of 219 amino acids. The record is from RefSeq and is a predicted model, not a curated record. NCBI's taxonomy places the organism in Eukaryota, Metazoa, Chordata, Actinopteri, Characiformes, Serrasalmidae. The transcript has 4 exons.
GUGUGCAUUUCCUUCGGGUACUUUGGUUUCCUGCAGUCCAAAGACAUGCAGCCCACCUAAUUGUACACGCCAAAUGGACCCUAGCUGUAAAUGUAUAUGUCUGUGUGUCUGCCUUGUGAUGGACUGGCGACAUAUCCAGGGUAUAAUCCUGUACCAGGGUGUACCCAAUGACCACUGGGAUCACAGCUCCCCAACAUGGCCCAGAAGGACAAGGGGUUUAGGGACUGGCUCACUCAGGCACACACACAAUCUUUGACUUUUUGUUACACUUAACUAAUUACCUUUUUCAUUUGGUACUUGAGUAUUGCUGUGAGGCUUUUUGGAUGCUGGACGUUGAAUCUUAUCACAGUAAUAUCAAAAGUUAUUUCUGCUUACUUUUACGGCAUUUGGCUGACGCUCUUAUCCAGAGUGACUUAAAAUUUGAUCAUUUUACACAGGAAGACGAAGGCAGUGUUAGGAGUCUUGCCCAAGGACUCUUAUUGGUAUAGUGUGCUUACCCAAGCAGGGCAUUGAAGCCCAGUCUACAGCAUAGAAGGCAGAGGUAGGUGUUACCCACUACACUAACCCAACCUACUUCACAUUGUGCUGACGUUUCUCCUCAAACGCUGCAGUGAAGCCACUUUUGGUCAAGACAUGGUCAAACUAGAUGGACAUAUACUCUUAACCUUCGGCCUGAGUUGUCCCCUCUACCUCGCUUAGUCUGUUGAUGUGAUGUAGGUUGCAAGGCAAUGCUUGCCAGCACAAAUCUUUACGUCCACAACCUUCAGACUCAAAGCAAACAAGUUACGUUACUAUGUUUCUCCAUGGUGCUGUUAGCUGAAUCAUUGAGCCCUUAGACUGAAAAACUGACCAAAGUCCAGCACACCGAGCUUUGGCAUGAGUGCUAAUGAAAGACAGCCUGCCUGAGGGACCAUCUGGUAAAAAUGCUGAGAUCUGCUGCUGUUUCUCUGCUGCUGCUCACGUGUCUUUUACAGGACAGUGUCGGGGAGACUGAAGAUUUGUCCAGCUCUUUCAUCCAACUGGACAUCACAGGAGAACUGAAGAGUCUGAAAGACCUGGUCAAUCAACAAGCAGCUGUGAUAGCGGAGCUGAAGAAAGAGAAUGCAGCACAAUCAAGUGAGCUGUCAGCCUUGAAGAACGAUGUGGACAAACUAAAGAAUGAAAGUGCAGGCAGAUCAAAAGUGGCUUUCUCCGCUGGUUUAGGCCCACCUACUGAACAGAGAGGCCCAUUCAGUGCCGAGACUAAUCUGAUCUACAGUAAAGUCCUAACAAACAUUGGACGUGCCUAUAACCCGUAUACAGGUGUCUUCACAGCUCCAGUCACGGGGGUCUACUACAUUCGAUUCACAGCCAGCUCCUAUGGCAGCACCAGCAACAACAUGGGACUGAAUCUGUACAAAAAUGGGCAGUAUCUGCUGCAUUUGGGUGAAAAUGCAGGCGAUGGCGUAGCUAAGCAUGUUUCGAGUGGAGUCACUCUGGAGCUGGCGGCAGGAGAUGUGGUGUACACCCGCCUCCCAGCAAACUAUGUGCUCUGGGGUGGCACGGACCUCAGUACAACCUUUAGCGGCUUCCUCAUCUUUUGACUUUGGUGAAAGUCAAAACAGACAAGUGAUAAAAUUGCUGGGAGGUUUGAUGUUCUUUACAAUGAAAAUCUGUCUCUUUUACUCAAGAAAGAGCUUGAAUUUCCUCCCAAGUGCUUAUGUUACCCAGCCUAUAACCCAGUCACAACCAAUAACACUGCAGAGUCAAAUCAGACAAUUCUUAUAAUGGGUUUGUACGGUGCUCCCAUCCCCCGGACACUGAGGACAGCCACAAGAGCUGGCGGGAAGAUGGAGCCCGGAUCCCGGACACCAUGGAGGGACGUGAGUGACGGCAGGAGGAGGACGUCAGCCGCCAGAGAGGGAAUGAUGAUGACUGCCACAAGAAGCUACAAGAGCUUGUUUCUCCGCCUUCCUGCCACCGCCCCUACUCCACAGCUUGGCCGCCUGGGUCAAACGUAAGGCAAAAUAAAGUGGCCUUGCUGCAGGUUUGGAGGAGGCAGGGCCCGGGACUUGAGCACCAUCCCUCCCACACUUGCUGUUCUCUUCUCCUUGCCACCUUCAUGGGGCUUUGUCUUCGCUCCGAGUUUGGGCCUCGCCUUCCACCAGCUCUUGUGGCCGUUAUCGGCGCCUGGGGGGGACAUGGGUACAUGCCACAAGGUUAUAAGCUCAAUCGCAACUAAUUGUACUUUGGUUUCUCCAAAAUCUCCAAGUGGGUCUCAACAAUAAAAUGACUUUUUAAACUAUCGCUACUCACUGAAAGUUCCUUGGUUACAGAGGCACAAAACAGUGACUCCAUGAAAGUAGAACCAUUUUCAAUACUGGAACUUCAUCAUUUACUUGACUGAAGAUGAAUGUUUAUUUCACUACUGUGUGGAAAAACUAUCAGUCUCAGGCUUUUAAUAUACAGUACGUCAGUAAAUGUCAGUGCAGUUAUUGUAGACUUCUCAUAAUGUGAGUGAAAUGACGGAUACUGGGACUUCAGUAUAAAGAAAGAAGUAAGAACCUUAACAUAUGUAAGCACAGGAGACUUUUAGCUUAUCAGACGAUAGAACAAGUUCUUUCUUUUUCCAGUUAAAGUAUGAUGACACAGUCUAAACAAAACGACAGGCAACAAUAAAUGGAUGAGUCAAAAUCUA